Messenger RNA from Austrofundulus limnaeus, 3990 nucleotides. RefSeq names its product protein SOGA1. The record is from RefSeq and is a predicted model, not a curated record. Bases 128 to 3739 code for a protein of 1203 amino acids. Lineage: Eukaryota; Metazoa; Chordata; Actinopteri; Cyprinodontiformes; Rivulidae. Gene Ontology annotation, biological process: regulation of autophagy. The transcript has 9 exons.
AAGUGGCUCAGAUGCUGAGCAGUCAGUCGGACCUCCUCCAUCUCUCAGCUGUGAGCGUUUCACAACUACUGUACAAACAUUAUGUUCAUGUAAAAAUAAACAGAACGUGAGCAGAAAGAAGUAAAGGAUGAACAAAGACGGYGAGAAAGGCGCAAAGACAGCGCUCCGCAGCCAGAAACAAGCCAGGACUCAGCAGCAGGUUUUGGUUCAGAAGAAGAAAAAGGAUCCGUCUGUUAAAGACGCACAGAGCGGCUCCUCUGUAAAGGAGACCCGGUCGGAUCAGUGGACCUACACAGGGGAUCCCAAACCAGCGGGACAGCAGGGAAAGCGCGCGGCCAAAGCGUCUCCGACUGUGAGCGGCUCGGAGGGCCAGAGGAGCCCCGGCGCGCGGAGGAAACUGUCKGACGCCAGCAUCGCCUCGGAGGACCUGAGCAAAGACUCCGGCUGUCCGUCCGGGAAACUCUCCUCCUCGGACAGCAGCUCGGAAAUCUCCGACUGCGCCUCCGACAAACGCGACUCACCGAGCAGCGACACCGACCUCAGCUGGAUCCACGGCGGGGCUUAUGUGACCCCGAACAGCAGCGGAGCUCCGUGCGUAAAACCUGCGCCAGAUCCCUGCGCGCUGCAGCCGGAAGAUGCUGCUGCUGCGGGGGGCUUCGGUCUGAUCAAACCCGCCUUUAUGGAUCUCAUGAUGGGGGAGACAACCGAGGAGCUGCUGAGGGAGGUGGAGGACCUGAGGUCAGAAAACGAGUACCUGAAAGAUGAGGUGGAGGAGCUGCGCUGCGAGGUGCUGGAGAUGCGCGACCUGUUCCAGGAGGAUGAGGUGUUCCAGCUGCAGGAGCUGCGGCUGCAGCUGGAGCAGGCCAAGAAGACGUGUCGCAUCCUGCAGUACCGCCUCCGCAAGGCCGAGCGCCGCAGCAUCCGAGUGGCUCAGACCGGACAGGUGGACGGGGAGCUGGUCCGGAGCCUGGAGCACGACAUUAAGGUUGCAAAGAGCGUGUUCCUCCGCCUGUACAAUGAGCUGGAGGUGGUGCAGAAGAAGAAUUCCCAGCUGGAGUGGGAGAACGAGGCGCUGAGGGAGAAGACUCAGGAGCUGGAAGUGGCCAGGGAGGUCUUACAGAGCGAGGUGGAGAAAAUCAGAGAGAGCUCAACGAAGAAGAGAAGCAUCAGAUCGACAGCCAGUAAGGCAGAGAAGAGGCUUUCUCAGCAGAUGGAGGACGACAGCGCUGAUCUGAAGUGCCAACUCCACUUUGCCAAAGAAGAACUGGCUCUCAUGUGCAAGAAGCUCACCAAGCUGGUGUCGGAGAGCGAGGCCACACGCGAGGAGCUGGCUAAGUACCAGUCGACGUUCGGCGACGUGGACGCCGCCCAGUGGCCUGAAGGCAAACAGAGCUCCGCCCACACCAGGGAGUCGGAGGUCAAAGUUCACCUGAAACUGGUGGAAGAGGAGGCCACCCUUCUGAGCCGGCGCAUCGUUGAGCUGGAGGUGGAGAACCGCGGGCUGCGAGCAGAGAUGAGUGACCUCAGAGAGAAAUCGGGAGGAGGAGGAGAAGAGGAAGAUGUUUUGGAGGAAAGUCUCCUGCUGGCCUCGGGGAUGACGGAUGGAGAGGGCAGCCUGAGACCUACAGUCUACCUGCAGCGACAGGUUGAAGAGUCAGGGAAGAAAAACGCUGAUGCUGAGAGAUCUUCGCUGGCACAGAGCAGCCGGGUGAUUCCUGAGUGUCAGAUCGUCAGAGAAGGUCCUGUGGGGGGCGAGCGGGACCCUUCAAACUGUCAGGAGAACGACGACAACAAAAAACCUGACAGAGGACUGAAAGGGAUGACUGCAGUCGACCAUGACUUUCUUCUUGCUCUCAGAGAUCAGUCCUGCAUUUUGACUUCAGCCAUCCAGCUUCUGACAACCUCCUCCAGAACUGAACACAGCCCCCCUCCCUCAGCUGCUCUCACCUCUCCGACUGACGGCAUCUCAAACGGCAAAUCGCAGAUGUCUCUAACCGAGGCUUUAGACCUCCUGCAGGUCAUGCUGCUGGCCUUCAUUGGGAAGAUGAACUUGUGUUUGGCAGGAGAGGAGGAAUACAGAAAUGGUGUUCACAGACAGGAGUAUACGUUGGAUUUGUGCACGCCCUCGUUUCUUUGUGCAAAUAAUAACAACAUCGAGGGGCUGAAAAUUAAAAAGGAGCACCUCGAAGAGAAGCAGACAACAAAACAAGUGAAACAAUGUGACACCGUAAACAGCUGCAAGGAUCCAAAAAUGCAACUGUCGCUACAGAUACUUUGGAUCCUUCACCGGUGGUGUAAYGUCAAAGAAAAGCAGGGCAGAGACCAAACUCUGUCUGUGCUGCUCGGGUUGCUGAGAGAUCUCAGCGCAGAGCUGCGAGAUGACAGCGAGGCCGGAGCCGAGAGCUGCAUCAGUGGUGAUUUUCAUGAUGGACAGCUCUAUGACGGGCUCAGAAUCUGCAGCGCCAAAGAAAACCAACUCAGACGGCUGUUUUCUCCUCGUGGCUCCAAAAUCAGAAACUGGUGCUAUCUGAGCCAGGAGGCUGCCCAGCUGGACCGAGAGGACCCCUUUAAGACGUGGGACCAUCUAAUCAUGCCGCUUAGCUUCCCUGAUCUGGACUUUGAGCAGAUUUCGAUGGAGAGGAGCCACACUGCCCCCGAGAAGUCGGCCUUCAGGAUCUACUACAGCCCCCCGUCAGCCCGCAGGGUCCAGCUGGCUCAGCUGAAGCGGAGACCCAGGACAGACCAAGAGUCCGUGGACACCUUCUCCCCUUGGUGCACGCCUCCCACCUCCUUCUCUCAGCUCUGCCUCGGCUCCUCUGCUAACCUCAGCGAUGACAUGAAGGAGAUGAACGCCAGCUGGAGGCAGGCGGCCCACGGCGGCCCACAGGAGAAGAGGGGGAGGACAGCGGGCCGCUGGGUGGACGUGACCUGCUCAGGUACUCAGACCCACCUGAAGCCUCAGAUGGUGAGCGUUGGUCAGCAGACCGAUGGGACUCAGGGGUCCAUCGCGAUGAAGAACAGCCCCUCCAGAGUCCCGAGCUCCUCCCUGGUCUCUGCCCGCUCUCGCCACAUCUCCACCUCUCUGGAUGGGUUAGCAGGUCGGAUGGAGAGGCCCAGAACCUCCAGCUCCUCUCCUAAACUGUACCGCAGACACUCCUCCAGCACGACCUCCUCUUCGCCUGCUCUGAGAGACCGAGCACCGUGGUCGCACCAGAGCUACUCUGGCCUCGCCUGGACUCGACAAGCCAGCCCCAGAUCAGGUGCGGCUCAGACCCACGGUUCUGCGAGUGGACCCAAGACAUCCAGCAAGUCCACCGGCGCCAACCGCUGCGGUCUAGUGACAGAGUUCCUGCGCAGGAUGAGUGGGCGGGCGGACAAAGCCGCUCCGGGGUCAGCGCAGAAGGCCAAAAGCGGCCUGAAGAACCUGGAGCGCGUUCCCAUGAGACCUCAGGUCCCUCAGCUGCACAGGAAUGACAGCGUGACCCGGAUCGUCAACCAGAGGUUCAUGAAGCAGAGGGAGGAGAGCGCUCGAGUCCAGAGAGAGGAGAAGAGGAGCAACCUGACCCCCAGAGUCCGACACAGUCAGAGUACCAUCCCAGCAGAGGAUGGAAACUACGACUGCAGCUCCAGCAGCACGCUGACCUUCUGCUUCUCCCGUCGCUCGAGUCAAAGACAAACAUCCAACCUGGGAAAGCUCCACCAACACAGAUACAUGAGCCAAGACUCCAGCUGUGGCUGACAGGAGAGAAAAGGRCAGAUUUUACUCCAACAUCAUCAGAUAAAAAGAGGGAUUUUAAUUUGUAACGUCAGAUUCAAUGUGUCAUGUUUAGUGCAGCUUUGUUUUUUUUUUGUGCAACAAAAACACAUCAUUUUCUUUUACAAACGAGCGUCACCUUUAUUUCAUUUACUUGUGAUUCAUUUUCUACUUCCUGUAUCGUAUUCUGCUGAAAAUAAACUUGCUUUGAUCAAUAAAUUCUGUUCAAAGCUUCA